Molecule: messenger RNA, 3075 nt
Organism: Seminavis robusta
Lineage: Eukaryota; Bacillariophyta; Bacillariophyceae; Naviculales; Naviculaceae
Source: the annotation of a GenBank genome assembly
AUGUCUGGCUCCAAUAACAGUCCGCCAGGCCAAGGGUUUCCAGGCCAAGGGUUUCCAGGUCGUGGGCAGCAUCCUCCUUCCUACCCUCCUGCUCCUCGUGGUUUCCACCAUCACCAUUAUCAGCAGCAUCCUCCACGUGUGCCUCACACUCACCACAGUGGUCCCAACCCUUGCUUGCCCAAUGCUGCCUUUUUUGCUAGACAACCACCCGAUUCGUUUGCCACGCCCUUCCCUGCUGGCUAUCCUGCACCACGUCCUUAUGGGUAUGCUGCACAUCCGCCGACACAGCUCCAACGCCAACAUCCGUUACCCCACCACGGCUACCAUCCGGUACCCGGGGCGCAACCUCAUCCUGCUGGCCAUGGCUACACUCCACCAGCUGCUACCCAGAAAAAUCAUUACAAGCAAAAUCACCAAGUGCAGCAGCGACGGCAGCAUUCUCAGGAACUAGUGGUAGCGGCUGCUGCCCCAAAUCAGUCAAAACACAACCAAGCCAUGCAGUUACCUUGGCAGCCACACCCACCACCAUCACACUGCCGUUGUCCACCAACAAAUCCAGCUUGGGAAGAGAGCAAGGGAAACUCAUUUCAGCAGCAAACAAAUCGCAAGGCUACGAAAGAAACAAGAGGGCUAGAGGCACCCUUAGAUCAAAACGAAUCUUGGAAUCUGUACUAUGCGCAGCUCACGAAAUUUCGUCGUGACAAUGGACACUGUGUAGUUCCUGCAUCGAUUCCCGGUGAUAAAAAAUUUGCUAAUUGGGCCCGAACACAGAGAACUCAAUGGAAGGAGGGCACGAUGAAGCCUCAUCGAAGGGAAAAGCUUGAGGCACUUGACUUUGAUUGUGAAGAUACCAAAUGGAAUGCUUUUUUUGACAAGCUUCAGAAAUUCAAGGCAGACAACAACAAUGGUAAAUACGUGCCUACGAAAAAGGAAAACCAAACGCUGCGCCAUUGGGCAGAUACACAACGAAAGCGCAUGAGGAAUCUCAAACCCGAGUGGAAACAAAAGAUGUUUCAACAUUUCGAUCGAACUCCAGAGAUAGAGACAGCCAAACGGGGUGCGAGUGAAUUGCGUGGGAGGGCCAAGGGCACUGGGGAAGCUGGAACAACAACCGACCAAAAUGCUGCUCUGGGUGAGAAGAACAUGGGUAAUGAAGAGCUCACCUCGGCCACCGCGAGCAAUGCUGCCAGUGAACGAUACACGACUGCCAAGAGCACCGGGGUACCUGCAACAACAACAACCGACGAAAAUGCUGCUCUGUGUGUGAAAAACAGCGACAAAGAGCUCACCUCGGCCACCGCGAGCAGCGAGGAGGAGGCUGCUGUUACGAUUCAGGAGGAUGUUGGAGCUCAAGCUGGGGGUGAGGAUUCCCAAGGUCCGUCUGCGAACAAUGCCACAAUUAACAAUCCAGUUGCUACCAAAGACAAGCAAAACUACCCUAGUCCAGUUUGUCAGGAACAGAAUCAAGCAACGUCUCGCACAGGUGCCAUCAACAAAACGGACUGCCCUGGCUGCACUGGCCGUAGCCGAGCGAAGAAAUUCCAAAACCAGCAAUCCGUUGCCGCGGCGGUGGCCUGGAUGCAAGCGUACGACAAAAAGCAAAAAAAGCAGCCCAAGAAAGGCAACACCAAGAAAGGCAACAAAAAGCGCAAGCGGGGAGGGCGCGACAAAGCCACCGCCAACAACAACACCUGCAAGCAGAAGCCGACGAUGGUGGAAACAUACGUCAACACACUCUGCCAAUACAUUGAAUAUGCUGACAAUGAGUCCGAUGACAGCACCAAUGACAACAAUGCAUCCACCAAUGACACCGAGUCUACCGGUACCAGUAAUACAGAGUUGCUUUGUGAUGGCUGCGCAAACCACUGGAACGAUUUGCUCAAGACGCAUUUUGAGGAUCGCAAGAAGGAAUUCGCUGAUCCCCUCAAUGUGUCGAAGCAUGAAUUCAAAGUCUUGGGAAUUGACGAAUGCGACAUGCUUGAUCUUGCCGAUCUCCUACAGAUAGACUGCCAAAAGCAUGGCGGUGGUAUCGUUGCCACCACUAAGGGUGCGAAUGUAAAGUAUUUCUACUUUGGCAAAACAGAUGGAAAGAAAUCGUGGAAAGAUCAUGAUGCACUGCAAGAGCUAGAGAACGCAACAAACGCAAUUGAAAAAAUGGGAAACCUAAUUGCGAGCAAACUGCCCCUCGGGAUCAAGGGAUAUCGGCAAGACCCAGCCAUGCUCUACACCAAGAAGACAGACACCCAAGGUGCUCAUCGGGAUCAACGUGGUUUCUGCGAUCUGUACACGCAUGAUCGUGGUUUGGGUGAUGGUGAAACGUGCCUCCCGUCGGAUCGGAGCAAGAGAGAGACGAAGCUCCUCCCAUGGAUUUGGCACUGCCCAUUGACCCCCGAGGGCAUGGAGUUGAACUACUGGCCCGGUGGAUGCGACCCAGAGGAUCCGCCAAUUCGCAUUCACAUCCCGUACGGAGCCUCCUUACUGGCGCGAAUUGAUGCCAUUCACGGAGGUGGCUUGGGUCGCCCGGGAAAUCGGCGUUUGCACAUUGCAUUCUGGCCCUUCAGCACAGCGAUUCGAGAAGCAGGGGAAAAGCUGGGGCUGCCGCCGAAAGUGAUUGACUUUCGCAAAAAAUGCGGCAGGGCAGAUGUGGGGUAUUCUGGCCGGGGACUGGAUGUGUUAAACAAUCGACUGGGGGAUCCCAAGGCCCAUGGGCGCCCAAACGAAAUCUCCUUGUACUCGGAUGUAGGCGGCCCCAACCUUUGCCGAAAGGUGGGUCCGGUGAUCCUCGGGCAGCGGGGCUAUCUUCAGGGGAUGCGGGACAACAUGAUUUUCGGGGCGGAUUUUCAGGGGAAGUGGGCAAGGAAGUGGAACCACUGGGAGCAGAAGAAAGGCGAUGAAGCAGAUCGGAAGUUGGCGGCGGCGGCGGCGACGACGACGAAAACAGCAACAACAACAACAAGAACAACAACGGACAAGCCCAAGGGUCCUAUCGGCGAAAAAAGCACGCGUUCUGCCACGGGCGAACAACGCACGCAGCCAUCCAGGGGCAGCAAAAAGCGUCGGAUAUACGGACCUUAG